Molecule: messenger RNA, 2368 nt
Organism: Scatophagus argus
Lineage: Eukaryota; Metazoa; Chordata; Actinopteri; Scatophagidae
Gene: scamp4
Product: secretory carrier membrane protein 4
Exons: 7
Coding region: 141-842 (233 amino acids)
Biological process (GO): protein transport
Cellular component (GO): trans-Golgi network membrane; recycling endosome membrane
Source: RefSeq, a predicted model, not a curated record
GUUGAAUAUAAACACUUCGGAACUACACGCGCUUGGAUGCUGCGCAGUCUCAGUAGGUUCAGUGGAUCGGAAACGCGCAUUCUGAAUGUUCCCAGGACCUCUACAUUUGUCUGCGGAAACGAAAGAAUUGGGGUUACAAAAUGGCAGAUCGUGUGAAUAACUUUCCUCCCCUGCCUAAGCUUCUGAGAAUAAAGCCUUGCUUUUAUCAGAAUAUUGAAGAGGAAAUUCCUGCACCACACCAGCAGUUGGUGCGCAGAGUCUACACUCUUUGGAUGAUGUAUUCAGGCACUCUGGCCCUAAAUGUCAUCUCAUGUAUUGCAUGGUGGGCAGGGGGUGGAAAUGCCACCAACUUUGGUUUCUCUCUUCUCUGGCUCAUCCUCUUCAGCCCUUGCAGUUACACCUGCUGGUUCAGACCACUCUACAAAGCCUUCAGGGCGGAUAGCUCAUUCAACUUCAUGGCCUUCUUCUUCAUCUUCUUCCUCCAGUGCAUCUUGGCCCUCAUCCAGACUAUAGGCAUCUCUGGCUGGGGAACCUGCGGCUGGAUUGCCACAGUGAUGUUUUUCAGCUAUAAUGUGGGCUCUGCUAUAGUGAUGCUUAUCACAACUCUGCUCUUCACUGUGGUGACUGUUCUAAUGGCACUGGUUCUCAUUAAGGUGCACAGAUUGUACCGGGGUGGCGGCGGCAGUAUGGAGCGCGCUCAGGAGGAGUGGAGCACCGGGAUGUGGAAGAGUGCACCAGUGAGAGAAGCAGGGUUCAACGCCGUUGCUCAGACGGCACAAGGUCCGAGCUUGCCUCAGUACCCUGCCGCAGUGCCGAGCUAUCCUGACAACAGUCACUGGUGAUAGCUUUAAGUCGCCUCUAGAUGGAGACAAAUAGCAGGCAAUUUUUGUGGUGCACACGAACGCUCUUCAAAACAUUUCAUUAUUUCACCCCGACAUGAGAAAAUUCAUAAACAUAUAUAUUUUUUUUUCCUGUGAGAGGACACAAUUGCUUUAAAAAGUUACUUUAAAAAGAGAUUUGUCGGCAGAGCUCUUUAAAGCUUUUGCCUUGUAGUCAAAAUAUGCCAUUCCAUUUCAACUUUGUUUACAUGUAGUUUAUUAAAAUGAAGACUGAAGUACAGAUUUAUGCUCAAAAUAAAUUCGUUGAAGAAAAUAUAUAGUCUUGCAAAUAUGCAACUGGAAACUCAAAGAGUGUGAACUGUUUCAGAAUAGCAGUAUGUGAGGGACAUGUGCCUUAUGGACCUUUUUAUGAUAGCAUUGUUUUAUGUAUUGCCAGACUCUGCAUGCUAGAAAAUGUAGUAUGCUGAAGAACAGGGCUUUCUUUUUCUUUUGCAACAAGAGAACAUCUGCAAGCUGCACUGUUUCUUUUUUAUGUGUGUAUUACAUGUAUUCUGGCAGGAGUUCAGUCUAUUUUUGAUAUUUUGUGCUUUAUAUCUCCACGCCCUGCUUUGGCUGUGAUUUCUUGAAAUGCGCCUUAAUAUAGUGUGCAGAUUUUGCAUGUGUAAAACAUCUUGCUUGACUUUCAACUUAUGAAGUGCUGCUCUUUUUUUUCUUUUUUUUUUUUUUGGUUGAACUGGAUUUAUGCUUCAGUGAAACAAAUGUAUGGAAACAUUUCAAAAAGUUGUUGGUGCAUGAGGCUCCCCUGCCAUUUCUCACUGAGCACUGAUUUGCCAAGACACAUGACUCUUUUCAUUACAGUGAAAAAAGCCACACCCAAAGUAGAUGUUGUUUUGUACUCUCAGUAUUUUUUAGUAUCUGUAGUUCCAAAGCUACACUGUUUGCUCUUAGUGGUCAGCGCCCUGCCUUAUCAGUUGUUGUCAAUGUUCCGGUCACUUUCACUUUCCCCUAGAUAAACUGAAUUAUUGUGUUUAGUGACUGCACUGUCCUUGCAUGCAGCCUAUCACAGGAGCAAGACUGAACAGGAGCCUCUUAUUUCAGAUGAACUGACCUCAUGUAAUACAAUACAGACGCAAACAACUCAGCUGACUGACUGAAAAGUGAAAUUUUGCACGUAAAUGUAGUCACAGUAUAUCAAGACGCAGUCUGACAUAAAUGUGUGAUAUACUGUCAUUCCAACACACCUUGGUAAAUAGUUUGACUGAACUCUAUGAAUGUGGUUUGGCUAUAUGUUGGCUCAGUGAUCCAGUCAAAGCCUGUUGAAGUGUGAGGACCGACAGGAAGUGAAAGGUGUCUGCCUCGUGGUUUGACUAGUUUUCUUUUCUUGUUACAAAAGUGUCCUUCAUGGCCAACUGCCAAAAUUAGUAUUUUGAUUUUACUCUGUUAUUUGAUAAGUGACAAAAUAAAGUGGAUAUGUUAAAGUAACCUUUAAAUAUUGCAACAUUUCAAUAAAUAUUCUGAUUCCCACCAUG